AUGGCUGCGCUCUGCCAGGCCGUCGGCUCCUUCCUCCGCCCCGUCGCGGCGUCCUCAUCCGCGGGCGCGUCCCGCCCCGGCCGCGGCGUCACCCGCUCGCUGACGGGCCUCGCCGCCCCUCGCGGACCCGCCCAGCGAUCGUACGGUGAUCAGGUCCACUCGGUGGGAUUCCCGCCGGUGCCCCCGCCGGGCGUCGCGCUCGACCGCCGCGGCGCCUCCGCGGUGCCCGCGCGCGCGUACGCCGACGACUACGGCGGCGGAACCAUGAACCAGGCCCCGGGCUACGGCGGCGGAACCAUGAACCAGGCCGGCAGCCCCGCCCCGCCCACCGUGGAGUGGGAUCCCCGCAACGCCAACACCGUCACCGUCAUCGGCAACACGGGCAUGGACCCGGAGAUGACCAUGUUCGACACGGGCGCGUGCGUCGCUCGCGUGUCGCUCGCGGUGCGCGGAAAGAAGCCGAUGAGCCCCGGCGGGAUGGACCCCGCGGGUGCCAACAACGCGGACGACGGCGCCACCACGUGGCUGGACGUGGAGGCUUGGAACGACGAGGCGCGCCAGCUGUGCGAUCACGUCGCCAAAGGGCGCCAGAUCAUGGUCACCGGUCGACUCAAGGAGAACGUGUGGACGGACAAGGCGACGGGGCAGAGGCGAUCGCGCAUCAAGGUGAGCGCGUACUCGUUCGCGUUCGUCGCACCUUACAACGGCGCGAACGGCGUUAACGGCGGCGGCGUCAACGGAGGCGCCUAUCGCCCCGACGAUCCGUACGCCAACCAGGCGGUGGCGGCGACGGUGCCCCCGCCCCAGCAGCAGCAGCAGCGGAUGCAGCAGCAGCGACAGGCGUCGGCGACGAUGAUGGGCGGCGACGUGGUCGGCGAGAAGGACGACCUCUGGCGCGAGGUGCUCGAUAACCCGGACGCGUGGUGGGAUAACCGCGAGCGCAAAAGCGCGCCGGGGGGUAAUCCCCGCUACCCCGAUUUCAAGCACAAGGAUACGCAGACGCCGCUGUGGAUCGAAUCCAGGGACACGCCGCGGUGGGCGAUCGACGCCCUGGUCGGUGGCGGCGGCGGCGGCGGCGCACCGAUGGCGGCGGGCGUCGGAGCCGGCCAGCCGGGAUCGGACGCGGACGGCUUCGAGCCGUAUUACGCCGGCGGCGGUUCCGUGCCCGGCGGCGGCGGCGGCUACGGCGACCUCGCGGGUGCUCCCUCCGGCGGAGGCGUCGAUUACUCGCGACCGUACGGGGACGUCGCGUACGAACCCGCGAAGCCCUUCGACGACGACGAACCCCCGUUCUGA
This is a messenger RNA of Micromonas commoda, 1296 nucleotides long. RefSeq lists its product with no specific name. The transcript has a single exon. Gene Ontology annotation, biological process: mitochondrial DNA replication; positive regulation of helicase activity. Lineage: Eukaryota; Viridiplantae; Chlorophyta; Mamiellophyceae; Mamiellales; Mamiellaceae. The record is from RefSeq and is a predicted model, not a curated record. Gene Ontology annotation, cellular component: mitochondrial nucleoid. Bases 1 to 1296 code for a protein of 431 amino acids. Gene Ontology annotation, molecular function: single-stranded DNA binding.